AUGAAUCCUAAAUCUUCUACUCCUAAGAUUCCAAGACCCAAGAACGCCUUUAUCCUCUUCAGACAGCAUUACCACAGAAUCUUGAUAGACGAAUGGACCGCUCAAGGCGUGGAGAUUCCACAUAACUCAAACAUCUCCAAGAUUAUCGGUACGAAAUGGAAGGGGCUGCAGCCCGAAGACAAGGCUCACUGGGAGAAUCUGGCCAAGAAGGAGAAGCUGGAACACGAAAGAAAAUAUCCGGAAUACAAGUACAAGCCAAUAAGAAAGUCUAAGAAGAAGCAGCUUUUGUUGAAGGAAAUCGAACAGCAGCAGCAACAGCAACAACAGCAACAACAGCAGCAACAGCAACAACAGCAACAACAGCAACAACAGCAACAGCAACAACCUCUCAACAAUAAUAUUAUUCUUAUGAAAAGAGCGCAUUCUCUUUCUCCAUCCUCUUCUAUCUCAAGCUCGAGCAGCUACCAAUACCAGCUGAACAAUGAUUUUAGAAGGCUGCCUAACCCUUCUGUCAACUCUCCUAACUACAUGGCUUCCAGGCCUUUAAACGGACUACCUUUGGCGCACGAGAAAAGAGCAGGAGAUCUACCACAACUGUCUUCGCAGUUGCACGCUAUCCCGUACUUUCCCGCCACACAUGACUCUACGGCGAGACAUCAUUUCCUGAACGUUGCUCAACCAAGAGCAAAUUCCACCCCUCAAUUACCCUUAAUCUCAUCGAUCAUUGAGAACAGCAACAACCAAACACCGGUCACGAACACCACCACUGCGUCAACCACUGCAGCAUCCUCCCCCAACAAAGUCUCCUCUUCUCCAAACUCUUCCAUAUCCGAGAACAACAGACUAAAUGGCAUUAACAGCUUGAAUCAAUACCUCCCUCCACCCCUAUUGCCUUCUCUACAAGACUUUCAACUGGACCAGUACCAGCAGUUAAAACAAAUGGGACCAACCUAUAUCGUUAAACCUCUUUCUCACGCGAGGAACAAUCUGCUUUCCACAACCACCCCCACGCACCACCACAUCCCUCAUAUUUCAAAUCAAAACAUUUCUCUUCAUCAAAUUAUAAACGCAAAUAAUAACGAGGUUACUGCAAAAACCAGUCUGGUAUCUCCAAAAUAA
Messenger RNA from Saccharomyces kudriavzevii IFO 1802, 1119 nucleotides. It is a transcript of the gene ROX1, whose product is annotated as Rox1p. The transcript has a single exon. The coding region runs from base 1 to 1119 and encodes 372 amino acids. The record is from RefSeq and is a predicted model, not a curated record. Gene Ontology annotation, molecular function: RNA polymerase II cis-regulatory region sequence-specific DNA binding; DNA-binding transcription factor activity, RNA polymerase II-specific. NCBI's taxonomy places the organism in Eukaryota, Fungi, Ascomycota, Saccharomycetes, Saccharomycetales, Saccharomycetaceae. Gene Ontology annotation, biological process: cell differentiation; negative regulation of transcription by RNA polymerase II; anatomical structure morphogenesis.